Molecule: messenger RNA, 402 nt
Organism: Acanthocheilonema viteae
Lineage: Eukaryota; Metazoa; Nematoda; Chromadorea; Rhabditida; Onchocercidae
Source: the annotation of a GenBank genome assembly
AUGCUAGCAUUGAAAGUGACAAUAUUUACUUUGCCAUUGGUAACAUUUGCAAAUUGCAAAAUGCAAACAGUCAUGGUACAAGGACAAGUGGCAUGCAGUGAUAAAUCGGUUAACAGUGUUCAUAUUGAACUACGAGAAGUUGAUAUAUGGAAAGAUGAUACACUUUCUGCUACUCAUUCUGAUCGACACGGACGCUUUGAAGUAAGUGGACAAGAAGAUGAAAUAGGCAGUAUUAAGCCUUAUUUACGCAUUACCCACAGCUGUAAUGAUGGCAUUAUCGAUCCAAAAUGUAGAAUUGUGGACGAUUAUAAAAUCCCGGAAAAUUACAUUGACGAUAUUUAUGAUAUGGGAAUCGUUAGCUUGAAUAUCGCUCAGGAAGGCAGGGAGAAGAAGUGUGCUUAA